GCGCGCGCGCCGUGACGGCUUUGCGUGACGGUGGCGGGGAGCGCGCGCGCGCUCCCGCCCUCCAGUAAAGCCAGCGCCUAUCGCGGCGGCUGCUUCUUCUCCUCCUCCUCCUCCAGCAUGGGAGCGUAAUCAACGGCCGCGCCUGCAGCUCCCCGCCUCUCCCCCUCCCACCAUUAUCCUCUCUCUCGACGAGCCCCCCCCCCACCCCCCGCCCGCUCGGCGAGAGAGCGAGACGGCGCUGCCCGCUCCCCACCGCGCCGAUCCCUUCCAUGGAGCUGGCACCGCCCCGCUAAGCCGGAGCUGCCCGCCCGCCCGCUGCCGCUGGGGAGUAGCCGGCUGAGAAGGGGAGGGAGGGAGGGAGGGGGGUGGGGGGCGGAGGAAGGUGGGGUCGCGGAGUGUGUGACACGCGCGGGGAGCGGCGGCGGCGGCUGCGGGCCGCGGGAGGAGGAGCGGGGAGUCCCGGCGCGGCCGCGGGAGCCCCCCGGGGCGGUCGGCUGGAGCUUGCCGUAGCGGCUGGGAUUUACCGUGGUGGUGGCGGUUGGCGCUGACCGGCGGGGGAGCGCGCCGCGCGGCGGGGACCGUGCCCGCGGUCCCCCCUCCCCCCUCCCUCGCCCCUCUCCCUCCUCCUUCCCUCCCCCCCGCUCCCCCUCCCCGGGGCCGCCGCCUCUUGGGCUGAUCCCCCCGGCCCGGACCAUGGCCGACGACGACGUGCUGUUCGAGGACGUGUACGAGCUCUGCGAGGUGAUCGGCAAGUGAAUUCCAAGGAACCAGGAAUGCAGCACCUUUAUUUAGCUUACAGAUUUUGGGUACCACCUUGGCUGCCUGGAAGCAACUUGAGGAAAGAUGCUGUAAAUCUGCUUUCAAUUGCUACGUAUGCAUCUUGCUAAACCUCUUUCAGUGAAACAUCCACUAAAUGUCUGCACAUUCUUGUGAUUUAUCAUUGAUUGAUACAGUAAUUUAAUUCUUGCAAAUAGCACAUCUGGCCCUGAUUUGUGUUUCGGACACAUUAAAUAUUAAACCAGGGGUCCGUUCAGUGUUGUGCGGCGAUGUAUCAACAGGGAAACAGGGCAACAGUUUGCUGUAAAGAUUGUCGAUGUAGCAAAAUUCACUUCAAGUCCUGGAUUAAGCACAGAAGAUCUGAAGAGAGAAGCCAGUAUUUGUCACAUGCUGAAGCAUCCUCAUAUUGUUGAACUAUUGGAGACAUACAGCUCAGAUGGAAUGCUUUAUAUGGUCUUUGAGUUUAUGGAUGGAGCAGAUCUGUGUUUUGAAAUUGUGAAGAGAGCAGAUGCUGGAUUUGUGUACAGCGAGGCUGUAGCCAGUCAUUAUAUGAGACAGAUAUUGGAAGCUCUACGUUACUGUCAUGAUAAUAACAUAAUUCACAGAGAUGUGAAGCCACACUGUGUACUGCUUGCCUCAAAAGAGAAUUCAGCCCCAGUGAAGCUUGGUGGCUUCGGGGUAGCAAUUCAGUUAGGAGAGUCCGGGCUAGUUGCUGGAGGACGUGUAGGAACACCUCAUUUUAUGGCCCCAGAAGUGGUAAAAAGGGAACCUUAUGGGAAGCCUGUAGAUGUUUGGGGUUGUGGCGUGAUCCUUUUUAUCCUGCUAAGCGGUUGUUUGCCUUUUUAUGGAACCAAGGAAAGAUUAUUUGAAGGCAUUAUUAAAGGAAAAUACAAGAUGAAUCCUAGGCAGUGGAGCCAUAUUUCUGAAAGUGCCAAAGAUCUGGUACGUCGCAUGCUUAUGCUGGAUCCAGCGGAAAGGAUAACAGUAUAUGAAGCGCUGAAUCAUCCCUGGUUAAAGGAGAGAGAUCGCUAUGCAUACAAGAUUCACCUUCCAGAAACAGUAGAACAAUUGAGAAAAUUCAAUGCAAGACGAAAACUAAAGGGGGCAGUACUAGCAGCUGUGUCAAGCCACAAAUUCAACUCCUUCUAUGGUGACCCCCCUGAAGAGCUGCCAGACUUCUCUGAAGACCCCACCUCCUCAGGACUUCUAGCAGCAGAAAGAGCAGUCUCACAGGUGCUGGAUAGCCUGGAAGAAAUUCAUGCACUUACAGACUGCAGCGAAAAAGACUUAGAUUUUCUUCACAGUGUUUUCCAGGAUCAGCAUCUUCACACGCUACUAGAUCUUUAUGAUAAAAUAAACACAAAAUCUUCACCACAAAUCAGGAAUCCUCCAAGUGAUGCUGUACAGAGAGCCAAAGAGGUAUUGGAAGAAAUUUCAUGUUACCCAGAGAACAAUGAUGCAAAGGAGCUAAAGCGUAUUUUAACACAACCUCAUUUCAUGGCCUUACUUCAAACUCAUGAUGUAGUGGCACAUGAAGUUUACAGUGAUGAAGCGCUGAGAGUUACACCUCCUCCCACCUCUCCAUACCUAAACGGGGAUUCUCCAGAAAGCGCCAACGGUGAUAUGGAUAUGGAGAAUGUAACACGAGUUCGACUGGUGCAGUUCCAGAAGAACACAGAUGAACCAAUGGGAAUCACUUUAAAAAUGAAUGAGCUGAACCAUUGCAUUGUGGCAAGAAUUAUGCACGGAGGAAUGAUUCACCGGCAAGGUACGCUCCAUGUAGGGGAUGAGAUCCGAGAAAUAAAUGGAAUCAGUGUGGCAAAUCAAACUGUAGAACAACUACAAAAAAUGCUUAGGGAAAUGCGUGGAAGUAUUACCUUUAAGAUUGUGCCAAGUUAUCGCACGCAAUCUUCAUCCUGUGAGAGAGAUUCCCCCUCUACAUCCAGACAGUCCCCAGCUAAUGGUCAUAGCAGCACUAACAAUUCUGUUUCGGACUUGCCAUCGACAACACAACCAAAAGGACGACAGAUAUAUGUAAGAGCACAAUUUGAAUAUGAUCCAGCAAAGGAUGACCUCAUUCCUUGCAAAGAAGCUGGCAUCAGAUUCCGAGUUGGGGAUAUUAUCCAAAUCAUUAGCAAAGAUGAUCAUAACUGGUGGCAGGGUAAACUUGAAAACUCAAAAAAUGGUACUGCAGGUCUUAUUCCUUCUCCUGAGCUUCAAGAAUGGCGAGUUGCUUGUAUUGCCAUGGAGAAGACCAAACAGGAGCAACAAGCCAGCUGUACUUGGUUUGGAAAGAAAAAAAAGCAGUACAAAGACAAAUAUUUGGCAAAGCACAAUGCAGUGUUUGAUCAAUUAGAUCUCGUCACAUAUGAAGAAGUAGUAAAACUGCCAGCAUUCAAAAGGAAAACGCUAGUCUUACUAGGUGCACACGGUGUUGGAAGAAGACACAUAAAAAACACACUCAUCACAAAACACCCGGACAGAUUUGCUUACCCCAUUCCUCAUACAACUCGACCUCCAAAGAAAGAUGAAGAAAACGGGAAAAAUUACUACUUUGUAUCACAUGACCAAAUGAUGCAGGAUAUAUCAAACAAUGAAUAUUUGGAAUAUGGCAGCCAUGAGGAUGCAAUGUAUGGGACAAAACUGGAAACAAUACGAAAGAUCCAUGAGCAGGGACUAAUUGCAAUACUUGAUGUAGAACCUCAGGCAUUGAAGGUCCUGAGAACUGCAGAGUUUGCUCCUUUUGUUGUUUUUAUUGCUGCACCUACGAUUACCCCAGGCAUUAAUGAGGAUGAAUCUCUUCAGCGCCUGCAGAAGGAGUCUGAAAUCUUACAGAGAACAUAUGCACACUACUUUGACCUAACAAUUAUCAACAAUGAAAUUGAUGAAACUAUCAGGCACCUGGAGGAAGCCAUCGAGCUUGUGUGUACAGCCUCACAGUGGGUCCCAGUCUCCUGGGUCUACUAGACCAGUCAUGAGAGAAUUGAAAAGAAAAAAAUCUGUCAUUACUGGGAACCACCUCAUACACGGAAAACCUCUUCGUUAUUGACCUUGUGUCAACAGGUCUUGGCCCCUAGAGACUACCUAGAUGUAGUGUGACCUAAAAUAUAAUUAUUGUCAUGUCCGAAUAGAUAGGAGGAGGGGGGAAAAAAAUCAAACACUAAUUUAAAGAGACAGUAUCUUUUUUUUAAUCAUUUCUCCUAAACUUUAAUAAAAUGUAUCUUUAAAUAUGUGUAUUAUUCAGUCCUUUGGAAUGUUAUAUUUUUGGAAAUCAUAGCUUUUUAUUUCAAGGGCCCCUAAAAACUGCACAAAAUAGAUGCUGCUUUCUAUAAUCUAUUUUAAUAGUAAUAAUAAUAUGAUUCUGUUACCUUAACUUGGGGGUGGAACACUACAUUCUUUUUAGAGUCUGAUUUUAUGGAUUGGAAUACUUUGCUUUCCUUUUAUUUAUUUGAAGUAAUUAGUCUAGUGGUUACAAAACAAAUUCAUAAAUUUUAAAGGCCUUUUUUCGCCCUUUUUUUUUUCUAGGAUAGCAUUUUUAAGUACUUUUGUGUAACAUCCAGAUAUUGUGAUACUGUCUCUUUGAAGAACUCUGUAAAACUUUUAGAAAUCUGAAAUUGGGUCUUGACUCUUAAUGCAUGUGGACAGUUGCAAGCGUUCAUGCCGUUGGUGUAUCUGUGUUGAUAAAACCUGUAAUCUACAGCAAAGUACAUUCCGUUCAUGGGAACACGUACCCAAGGGAAUAAAGUAAAAUAUUAUUCUGACUAAGUUGUAAACCUAUGCACAUCCCUUGCAUUUUGGGCAACUUUAUAAAAAAAAAAGAAAAAAAAACAAAACUGAUUUUUAUUAAUAAUAAUCAUGUAGUGAAAUGUGUUUGUAAUUUUGUCUCAAUUUAAUUUGUUGUAAGGUGGGAGGGGGCAAUUACUGGUUUCACCAUUUCAGAUCCGUGUUGUCUGAGAGUAUUAACGUUUUAAUUAAGUUUAAGCAAAGAAAUGCUGAUUUUUAAUAUGUAUGUAAUUGUUUAAAAAUGCACACAUUUUAAAAGAAAAUACUGUGCAAUGAAGAAACCAGUUUAGGCAUUGCGAUAAACUGACUAUUCCAAAAGACUCAUCUACAACAGCCCUGUAAAUUCCUUUAAAAAUGGUAAUUGACUCUACAGUCUGACCAAUUUUUUUUUUAUUUUAAAUAUACUUCCUUUUAUGUGUUCAACAAUUAAA
This is a messenger RNA of Neopsephotus bourkii (Bourke's parrot), 4991 nucleotides long. It is a transcript of the gene CASK, whose product is annotated as calcium/calmodulin dependent serine protein kinase. Gene Ontology annotation, molecular function: protein kinase activity; ATP binding; signaling receptor binding. Lineage: Eukaryota; Metazoa; Chordata; Aves; Psittaciformes; Psittacidae. The transcript is spliced from 28 exons. The coding region runs from base 1165 to 3744 and encodes 859 amino acids. The record is from RefSeq and is a predicted model, not a curated record. Gene Ontology annotation, biological process: regulation of neurotransmitter secretion; protein phosphorylation. Gene Ontology annotation, cellular component: basolateral plasma membrane; plasma membrane; cell-cell junction.